Chironomus riparius is the source of this 1639-nucleotide messenger RNA. NCBI's taxonomy places the organism in Eukaryota, Metazoa, Arthropoda, Insecta, Diptera, Chironomidae. The record is from the annotation of a GenBank genome assembly.
CACCAACUUCGUCAAAAUUCUUUGAAAAACUGUUUCUUUCAUGCUGCGAGUAACUUUUCUUCGAUUGCAUUGUGCUUUUCGAUGAAUUUCAACGAACUUGUUGAACAAUGUGAGGUAAGCUUAUUUCAUAUUGUUGACGUAAAGACGAAUUACACCAUCGCUAAAGCUUUAAAGCUUUUCUUUCAAUUCAUAGAUGCUACGAUAGAGUUUUGCUUUAUAUACUCGCUUCAAUCAGUGAAAUGUCAAUCAGUUUUAAUCAAGCUUUCUUUGAUAAUGGACAUAGUAAGUGCAGCCAGUAAAAUAAUCGAUCAGAACUCAGCAAAAGGAGUUGAUGAUCCAUUCUAUAUCCUUAAUAUUGAGAAUGUAAAACAUAAAUACGAAAUUUGGAAGGAGAAAAUUCCAAGAGUUGUUCCUUAUUAUGCAGUCAAGUGCAAUGAUGACGAACGAGUGUUGAGACUUUUAAGGAACUUAGGUGCUGGAUUUGAUUGUGCAUCAAAGAAAGAAUUUAAUCAAAUGUUAGAUUUAGGAGUUGAUCCAGAAAGAAUAAUUUAUGCACAAACAGCAAAGCAAGUGUCACAUUUGAAGAUGGCAGUAGAUAAAGGAAUUCAGAAAAUGACAUUUGACUGUCCAGAGGAACUUCAAAAGAUCAAAAAAUUACAUCCAAAUGCAAAAGUUGUGUUGAGAAUUAGAUUUGAUGCUAAAUCAUCUUUUGUGAAUUUAGGACCGAAAUUCGGUUGCAAUCCAGUAACAGAAGCACCAAACCUAAUUCAACUCUGUAAAGACAUGCAAAUGAAUCUGAUUGGAAUCUCAUUUCAUGUUGGCACAGCUACAACAGAUUAUAAAGUUUUUGGAAAUGCUUUAGAUGCUGUUCGAGAAUUAUUCAACUUUGCUGAGACUUUGGAUAUGAAACUUAAUUUUGUGGAUAUAGGAGGUGGAUUUAUGGGCGGCAAUACAGAACUUUUCGACAAUAUUGCAACGACAAUCAAUUCAGCACUUGAUAGAAAUUUUCCAUCCGAAGAUAUUGAAAUCAUCUCAGAACCUGGACGAUAUUUUGUAGACACAGCAUUCUCAAUUGCAGCACAAAUAGUUUUAAAGAAGAAGUCAGAAGAUGGACAAAUUUAUUAUUUUAUAAACGAGAGCACAUACUUAUCAUUCUGCUACUACACAGACAAAGACAAAUUAAAUUAUUCAGUCAUCAAAAAAUCAAAUUUAGAGAAUCAUUCAGAGAAAAAGUUGUCAACAAUUUGGGGCUGUACAUGCAGCUCACUUGACAAAAUUUAUUCAGAUAUUGAGUUUCCAGAAUUAGAUGUUGAUGACUGGAUUAUUUUUCACAAUAUGGGAGCUUACUCAAGGACAAUAUCUUCAGAUUUUAAUGGAUUCUCCAACAGAAGUUCUUACAUUUUAGAAAGGAACGAAAAAUCAAGUAAAAAGUCAUUUACAGUUAAAAUUAUUCAUAUGAAAAUUGAUGAAAAAUUCAUUUAAUGUUUAAAACUUUAGAAUUAGCUCACUUAUUAAGUAUUUUACAAUUUUGAUCUUCGCUCCUUUGUUGUUCUAUCUUAUGUAAUAUAGUCAUUUAAUUUUUGAACCCUAAAGACCUUAAAGCUUGUUUCCAUAAGCUGUUAACUUAAUAAAGAUAAAG